Messenger RNA from Babjeviella inositovora NRRL Y-12698, 1270 nucleotides. RefSeq names its product Pot1-2p (gene POT1-2). Gene Ontology annotation, molecular function: acetyl-CoA C-acyltransferase activity. Bases 27 to 1229 code for a protein of 400 amino acids. Gene Ontology annotation, cellular component: peroxisome. Lineage: Eukaryota; Fungi; Ascomycota; Pichiomycetes; Serinales. The record is from RefSeq and is a predicted model, not a curated record. The transcript has a single exon. Gene Ontology annotation, biological process: phenylacetate catabolic process; fatty acid beta-oxidation.
CUUCUGUUUCCUAUCUAUUCUACACUAUGUCUUUGUUGAAGAAAUUGCCUAGCGAUAUCGUCAUCCUUUCCGCCAUUAGAACUCCGAUCACCAAGGCCGUCAAGGGUGGGUUGGCUAAGAUGUACCCAGAGGAAUUACUCCACAAGGUGCUUACUGGUACCAUUAAGCGCUCCGGGAUCGACCCAGCCGUCGUGGAUGACGUGAUCGUCGGUACCGUGUUACAGACACUCGGCGGGCAGAAGGCCUCGGCUCUUGCUGUCAAGGCUGCUGGUUUCCCAAUCACCACUACCGUUAACACAGUCAACCGCCAGUGUGCGUCCUCGGCACAGGCAUUGUCCUACGCAGCCGCCUCCAUCAUGGCCGGUGAACAAUCUGUUGCGGUCGCUGCCGGUGUCGAGUCCAUGACCCACGACUACUUCCCACACAGAGGGAUUCCAACUAGGAUUUACCAACCGUUCAGAGAUGCCGCCGAUAGCGAAGCCCAGGCGGUUUUGAUGCCAAUGGGCCUCACCUCGGAAAAUGUUGCCAGCGAAUUUAGUAUUACCCGGGAGGACCAGGACAAGUUUGCAUUCCAGUCCCAGCAGAAGGCUGCCGCGGCCACCGAAUCUGGCCACUUUCUCAAAGAAAUUCUCCCAGUACAGGCCAGAGCUAACGAAGACAGUGAAACUCCAGUUUAUAAGGAAAUAACCCGUGACGAUGGGAUUCGUGGUUCCGUCACUUUGGAAAAGUUGGCCACCUUGAAGCCGGCCUUCACCGAAACCGGUACUACCACCGCCGGUAAUGCUUCCCAGAUAUCCGAUGGUGCCUCUGCUGUUUUGAUCACCACUCGUGCCAAGGCUGCUGAACUCGGGAUCAAACCAAUUGGCCGCUAUUUGGGUUCUGCUGUUGCUGGUGUGCCGUCCCACCUCAUGGGGAUCGGUCCAUCAGUGGCCGUUCCCCAGUUGCUUUCCCGUUUUGGCUUGACCGUUAAUGAUAUUGACAUUUUCGAGUUGAAUGAAGCUUUUGCUUCCCAGUCCUUAUACUGUAUUCGCAAGAUGGGCAUUGCCGAGUCUAAAGUGAACCCAUACGGUGGUGCCAUCGCCAUCGGCCACCCAUUGGGUGCUACCGGUGGGAGACUCAUUGCCACCUUGCUUAACGGGUUGCAGACCCAGGGUAAACAAUUGGGUGUUAUUUCCAUGUGUACUUCUACCGGUCAAGGCUACGCCGCCUUGUUUGCCAAUGAAGAGUAAGUUUUCAGGGGCAGGAUUCUAGUAGGUAUUUAAUAACUUCG